Molecule: messenger RNA, 2459 nt
Organism: Limulus polyphemus (Atlantic horseshoe crab)
Lineage: Eukaryota; Metazoa; Arthropoda; Merostomata; Xiphosura; Limulidae
Product: pantothenate kinase 3-like
Exons: 10
Coding region: 160-1479 (439 amino acids)
Biological process (GO): coenzyme A biosynthetic process
Cellular component (GO): cytosol; nucleus
Molecular function (GO): pantothenate kinase activity; ATP binding
Source: RefSeq, a predicted model, not a curated record
CAUGAAUACACUGUAGUAUGUAUGGCCUGUUCGUUCGCGCGUGCAAAGAAGAACGUGCAUUUGCUCAAGGCCGCCCUAUAAACAAGGGUGCUUGCUUGGUUGAGAAAUAUCAUACUUGAAACAGAAGGAAAAGGUGCGAAACAGAACAAAGCCCGUACCAUGUCUCAACCUUCAACAGGUAAAAACACGGCUAGAGUGUUGCAAAGCUCUUGCGGGGAAUGGAGAAGCAUCGACGUUCCUUCGUGUUCCACAAAGUCUUCUAAUACUAAUAGCUCUCCCAAACGAGGAAAUCCUCCCGAUGAUAUAGUAGAUUAUGCAUUUCCAAAAAAACAAUUAAAGGUCCACAUGACAGACAGAACGAAUUCUGUUACAGUGAAUCGAAGGAGUGUGCAUAACUCUUGUCCUAUGCCGUGGUUUGGGAUGGACAUUGGAGGCACUUUAGUAAAGUUGGUUUAUUUCGAGCCACACAAUCCUUCUCCAUCAAAUAACUUUUCUCAGGUACAGACUUUGGAAGAAAUAGAAUUUUUUUUAAAGAACAAUGAAACGUGCAGGAAAGGAGGAGGAGGAAAAGACACGCAUCUUAAGAUUAAGAAUAUAUACAUUCAUGGAAAUCUAGGUACCUUACACUUUUUCCAUUUCCCAACCAGUGAAAUGGACAUGUUUCUACAAUCUGCGAAAUCUAAAGGAAUGUCAUUGUUACCUUGUACUGCUUGUGCAACAGGUGGAGGAGCCUACAAGUUUGAGAGUGCGUUCAAAAAGGAAGUAAAUAUGGAUAUCCAUAAGUUCGAUGAAAUGGAUUCUCUUCUUCGUGGUAUUCAUUACAUUGACGCUAAUUAUCAAGAAGAAUGUUAUUACUUCGAAAAUCCAGUUGAUGAUAAAUUCUGUGAAAAAAAAGUGUUUGACUUCUCAUCUCCAUAUCCGUACCUUGUUGUAAACAUAGGGUCCGGAGUCAGCAUCCUAUCCGUAUAUGCUCCGGACUGUUAUAAACGUGUAACUGGCUCAAGUCUAGGUGGGGGUACAUUUCUCGGACUCUGUUCUCUUUUGACUGGUUGUGAAACAUUUGAACAAGCUAUUGCCCUAGCUGAAAAAGGUGAAAGUACUAAAGUGGACAAACUUGUAAAAGAUAUCUAUGGUGGGGAUUAUCCGAGAUUUAAUCUUCAAGGGGACACUGUUGCUAGUAGUUUUGGAAACAUGACUUGCCAAGAACGCCGCUCACUAGUUAGCAGAGAAGAUCUGGCAAGAGCUACUUUAGUUACGAUUACCAACAAUAUUGGGUCGAUAGCGAGAAUGUGUGCGGUCAAUGAGGGAAUGGAACAUGUAGUGUUUGUCGGUAACUUUCUUAGAGUAAAUCCAAUUUCCAUGAAAUUACUAGCUUAUGCAAUGGAUUUUUGGUCAAAUGGAACUCUCAAAGCGUUAUUUUUGGAGCAUGAGGGCUACUUUGGAGCAGUGGGUUGUGUUGUUCAACUUUUAGAAACCUGACACUAAUGUUUUAUUGUGUCAAAAUAAAUAGAAUACAAAAUAAUGAUCAGAAUUAAGACACUUGCAGAAAGUUGCAAUAGAUAUAACCCUGGAUUUGGCAAAGAGGUGGGACCUUCAACGUACCAAGUCAUUCUUAUUAUUUUAUGUCCAUUACUAGUUGUGGGUGUCUGAUAGUAAAUUUUGAUACCAAGUAAUUGUACAGAUAGAUCUAAUUAAUAUUAUAUAAAAUUAUUCCAUGGUACCAUAUAAAAACAUUCAAACAGCUUCCUUUGAGAUCUUAAAAAUUACAACUUAUUUGGAAAAUGCAAGCUGAAUAAAAUGAAACUCGCCCAUUUACAUAAAAUUUGUUUUUCUUAGCUCAGUAAUGCAUAUAAAUUAUUGCUUUCGAUAAUAAGUAAAAUGAUAUUACCUACCAGGGUAGUUUGAUGUUAUGCAGUAUCACUCAACCAAUCCCUGUGGCAUGCUGUUUGAUAUAUUUAUGUAAUCAUCACCGUUCUGUGGAACUGAUUUUAUUAAUAAUAUAUUUUUUUAAGGUUUUGACUUAUAUAUAUCUAAAUCACAUGUAUGUAUAUCACAAUGAUAAAAAAAAUAAGUCCAAGUCCACUGAGAGGCAACUAAUUCAGAAAUAGAGAUAUAGAAAAAUAAAUAUAUGUUAGUGGUAAGGAAUGAGGCAUUGUAAGCUUAUCCUGUGAUAAUACCACUGAGAUAAUUUAAGGUCAAUUUCAUGAUCAUGUCCUUUAUAAUUUUACAUAAGAAGGUCACUGCACCUUUGAAGGGUCAUGAAAGGUUAAAAGCAUUAAAAUAAAAGUCUAGCUAAGGAAAGUAACACAGAUGCAUUGUGCUGCAGCUGCUCCCAAACUAUACACCUGGAAAAAAGUUAAGCACCCCCGUGUUUUUUUCAAGUGAUUCAGAUUCGACGUUCUUGUAACUGAUUAUAUAUUACCAUUCAAUCUAAACGUGUUUAUCAAAUGAAAUUAUGC